Messenger RNA from Archocentrus centrarchus (flier cichlid), 3061 nucleotides. Its product is annotated as adenylate kinase 7-like. Lineage: Eukaryota; Metazoa; Chordata; Actinopteri; Cichliformes; Cichlidae. Gene Ontology annotation, biological process: nucleobase-containing compound metabolic process. The record is from RefSeq and is a predicted model, not a curated record. Bases 122 to 2206 code for a protein of 694 amino acids. The transcript is spliced from 18 exons. Gene Ontology annotation, molecular function: ATP binding; nucleobase-containing compound kinase activity.
AACAUUAAAGACGACAAGGAGCACGUUGGACGUUUCUGUUGUUUUUAUAUUUCUCAUAAACGCUGACUGUUAGUGUUGUAAAACAGGCAAUAAAUGUAGUGUUUUUUUAAGCGUUUUUAAAAUGGGGGACAAAAAGCAACAAACUAAGCGAAUUUUUAUCAAUGACGUCGACGGAUAUUCCUCCAAGCACCUCGCCAAGUUUUUAUCCGCAUGCGUGGAGACCUCUGAGGAUGAAGAAGAAGCGCAGGCAUUAACCUCCCCUGAAGGUGAACCUGCUUUCCACGUCGUGGGGACUGUGUCUAGUUCCUCUAAACGUGAAAAGUUGGAUUUUUUACGGGAGAAAUAUGAGUCACCAACCAAAGAUGAGCUGCUCCAGCACCUGCUGGAGUGUGAUGUGGCGGUGUACAACGUCUCAGAAAGUGCCACAGAGCGGCAGGUUGAAGAAGCAACAUGGGCGCUUACAGCCCUUCACGAUGAGAUGGAGAGCUUCAAAUCUCAGAAGUUCUUUAUCUUAGUCUCCACUGUGAUGACGUGGGCCAUGACCAAACCUCCAAACCCAGACGAAACUGAUGCUCUGCUAGAGGAAGACUUCAGAAGAAGAAAGCCUCACCCCAGUUUCAAAAGCCACAACAGUCUGGAAAAUCUUGUGCUAAAACUGGCUAAAGGGAAAAAGUCCAAACUUGUUGGCUAUGUUGUAGCCAGUGGUCUCCAGUAUGGAAAGGGGGAGGAUCUCUUUCAUUACUUUUUCAAGGUUUCUUGGCUGAUGCAGUUUCCCAAAGUUCCCAUAUUUGGACAGGGCACAAAUUACAUUCCCACAAUUCAUGUAUCUGACCUUGGAGGAGUGAUCCAGAACAUCAUUGAAUUCAAGCCAAGACCAAAGUACAUUGUAGCUGUUGAUAAUUCAAAGAGCACUUUAGAGGAUAUUGUGAAGAUGAUAAGUCAUGUGCUUGGACCAGAAAAAAUUCAGAAAUUACCACUACAGGAAGCGAUUACCAUGAAGGCAUUUAAGCCAGAGGAACUAAUGUGCCUCAGCAUCAACCUCCGCCUGGAGACCUUUAUCAUAAAGGAUUUUUUCGACCUACGCUGGACAUCUGAAGCAGGGAUGAUUGAAAACAUGGAGAGCAUUGUGCAAGAAUACAAAGACACCAGACAGCUGCUUCCAAUUAGAAUCUUGCUGAUUGGACCCCCAGCUGUAGGGAAAACUACCCUUGCAGAGAAGCUCUGCCGUCAUUACCAAUUACACCACAUCAAACUCAAAGAGGUCAUUGAAGAGAAGAUUACACAACUGAAGGAGAUAGUGAAUGGAUCUAAUCCUGAAAAUAUCCACCAAGAGGUAAUGACUGCUGCACAAAAACAACUGGGCAAUAUUAACAAAAGCAUGGAAGCAAAUCAAGGUCGACUGGCUGAUCAUCUGCUUUUUGAAAUCAUGGAAGAAAGACUGAACUCAAAGCCAUGUAAGAACCAAGGCUUUGUUCUUGAUGGUUUCCCUGAGACUUAUGAGCAAGCAAAGAUGAUUUUCUCUGAUGUAAACGAGGAUGCCGGGAAUGAAGAUUUGGAAUUGAUGUCCAAAGCACCAGCCUACAAAGAGAAGAUCACUCCAGAGUAUGUAUUUGCCCUUGAUGCAUCAGAUGAGUUCCUGACAAGGAGAGUACAAGGACUUCCAGAAAGUGUGGCAGAGAAAAUGUGCUACACCCAGGAUGAAUUUCUGCCUCGUCUGACAAAAUACAGACAACUCAGUGGAGUUGAGGAAACACUGUGUGACUACUUUGAUCAGAUUGAGAUUCACCCAUUAAGUAUUGAAGUCAGUACAGAUGACCCAGAGUACACAGACAUCAUGAAGAUGAUCACACAGGCAGUGGGCACUCCCAAGAAUUAUGGUUUGAGUCCAGAGGAGCAGAAGGAGCAGGACUGGAAGAAAGAAGAAGAGAGGAGGUGGAAACUGGCUGCAGAGGCUGCUGUGAGGAAGCGCAGGAAUGAGGCUGCACUGGCUGAGAUGGCUGCUCAGUAUGAGGACUGGCAGAAGAAUUUAUCAGAGGUGAAGAGACAAGAGAGUGAGUUGCUGGAAGUUCAAGUUCUUCCUCUGCGGAACUACCUGAUGAAGUAUGUGAUGCCAUCACUCAGUGAGGCCAUGUUAGAGUGCUGCAAGAUCAAACCGGAGGACCCUGUUGACUUUUUGGCUGAAUAUCUUUUACGGCAAGAGGAAUAAGAAUUACUCUAAUGAAGGCCCAAGGUCUAAUGCUCAUCAUCAACAAGAAAAACCGAAACACUGUUACAGUAUUCUUAUUAAGAUGGAGUGGUUUGAUGAGAUGGUAGCUGAAGAUUGCAUUAUCUGCAUGUUACAUAAUGCACUCAGGAUUCAAUUAAAACACAUGUACACAAAGCUCAUCACCAAAAGUCAGUAACUGCCGUCCUGUGGUAUGAAGAUAAAAUAAACUUUUAUACAUUUUCAGCACACUUAAAGUAUAGAUUUUACUAAAUGCUCUGAGCUAUGAGUGGGAUUGCAGCUCUGUCUCCUGUGACCCUCCAGCUGGUGGGUGACUCAGCUUAGACUGUGGCUGAGUCAGCACUUACUGGAAGAACGACUAUGCUGGACCUGGUUUUAUAUAAACACGGUACUCUUCAGAAGUCACACUCUAAGGCUCUGCAGGUGAUAAAGCAGAGACAGACUCUUUAAAGAAGCAUAUAUUUUUAAUGUAUUGUCAUUCAUAUGGACAGAAACCUGGUGUAUUGUGCUGCAUAUGUUAAUUUUUAUCACUAGAACAAAAAUAGUUGUUGCUUUUCUGGUUAUUCAUAAUUAAAAAAACAACAACAACAACAGCAACAAAUAAACAGAAAGGAAGAAACUCAGUGUGUAAAAUUUCCUGCUUCAGUCCAGCAAUCUUUUAAAAUCUACUCUUUCAACACCAGAUGGUGCAUGGAGUCUUUCUGAGAGCCUCUCAGGAAAAGGAAAGAUGGGUACUUGAAUUAAACUGUUUUUGUAAUUGUGUUUUUCUCAAUUCUCCCAAAAGACAAGAAGGUGUUUAUGUUACAUGCACUUCCUUGCUGUGCUGAAUAAAUUAGU